AUGUUUCCCAACUUCGAUGGGGCCAAGAGCAUGGUGGAGCAGAUUGGUUCACUGGAAAACCUUGUUCGGGAGUACGAGAUCGCUUCAGGAAAGACCUACGAUCGAGAUUUGUUGAUGGGAGUUUUGCUUCGAUGUUCACCGAGGGCGAUUCGAGACCACCUUACUUUGACAAUGCCCGAAGGAACAAACUACAUGUCAGUGAAGCAAGCGAUUCUUUCAUACGAGCAAAGCAGCAAAACUUGGGAUUACCAGACGGUGUUGAAGCAAAAGACCUUGCAGAACACAGCGAGCAGUUCGAAUGCAGAUCAAGGACCAGCACCAAUGGAAGUGGAUGCAGUGUACGAGAAAGGAGGAGGAAAAGGAAACAAAGGCAACAAAGGAAACAAAGGAGGAAAAGGAUCCUACUCGUGGUCAAGCUUUGGAGCAGGAUUUCGCCAAUGGAGAAAAGGUGGACGAAAAGGAAGCUACAAAGGAGGAAAGAAAGGACGAGGCAAAGGUUUCCACAAAGGAGGAAAGAAAGGCGGAAAGAAAGGUGGAAAGCAUGGCAAAGGAGGAAAGAAAGGUGGAGGAAAGAAGUUGGACAGAGAUGUUUGCCGAUUCUGCAAGCAGCGAGGACAUUGGGGAAACGAGUGUCCAAACCGCAAUGUUCGAGAAGUGCAGGCGAGCGAGGCCAGCACCGAGGUACCCCACUCGACAGUCGAGUCUGUUACUCCGUCGCAGAGUGCGAGCCAAUACAGGAUAAGGAGAGUGAGGAACAUUGAUUUCCAUCACAUUGCGAACACACCACCUGACGGCACAGAGCACUAUGAGCUUAGCGAAGUUUCAGAAGAAGAAGGUGAUUGGUUCACCAGAAGGAUAGAGGUGCAAGGACCAGAGUGCUACUACAUCGGGGAUGAGAGUGAGAACAAACAAGAUCAUGAGAGUGAUGAGCUGUAUCAAUGGUAUGAAAACAGCUUGGAAAGAGUUCAAGGAGGAUUGGGACCUCCAGGAGGAUUGGAACCUCUGAGUCAGGGAGGAUCGGAACCUCUCAAUGUGCGAAUGGUCCAGUUGGACACAAAGCAACAUGUGGUGAUCUUGGAUUCAGGAGCAGAUGUGAGUUUGUUACCACGAAGAUUGUCGGAUGCAGGCGUCGAAGUUUCGACCCCAACCUCUCUGAGGUUGCAGGACGCACAAGGGGGUGCGAUGCGAGUUGAAGGUAUGCGGCGAGCAGUUUUGCAGUUCAGUAGCUGCAGUGUGACUGAGGACUUUGUGUUGUCGGACACCAAUAACAUCUUGCUGUCUUUAGGAAGGCUACUCAAAAAUGGAUGGAAGUUUGUGUCAGUGGGAUGCAAACAGCGCCAAGGGGGCGAGACCUGGGGAGAAGAAACCCAGGCGGGGGAACUUGUAUCUCCCGAUGGUAAGGCACGGGUGCCUGUGGAAUAUCAGAGGAAUAGCUUGAGAUUGACAGCGGAAGUUAGAGGAGUCGAGCAAGUCAGGGCAGUCAAGGUGACUUUGGCCUAUGACUUUGGUAAAGUCCCAGAGAAGGAUUGGAGCCUUCUACCGAAUGGAACGCCAGUCCAUCGCCAUUUUGGACUUGAGUUUGUAAAGCCACCGACAGGUACUUGGAAGUACAGGACCACCAUCGUGAAGGUGGGCAACGAAUGGGAAGUGAUUGAAGCAACGGAAUUGCUCGAGCGAAAAUCCGACUUGGAAGAUCGAAUACCGGGAUUGCUUUUUCGAUCAGAAAUUCUCACAUUCUUGCACAGGACACCAGAGUAUCUGGACAAGUGCUUGGUAGAAGAGGUAGCGCCAGAAGAAGCACCAAAGGAGGAAGAAAAGAAGAUGGAAGAGGAGCCAGAAUGGUUUGGAAGAGAAAGAGGAGCUCCAGAAGAGUUGCAGGUGCCAGUGCCGAAAGGAGUUGUGAAGCAGCAAGGAAAGGCAGGAGGACACCAAGAGUUGGAACUCGACAUGGGAAGUACUAUUGUGGUGAAUGGAGAGUCACUCACAGCAACGAGUGAGAUUGAGAAGCUGCGAGAAGGUUGUCGGUAUUUGGGUUUGAGCGUCUCAGGGUCAAAGGUGAAGAUGUUCAGGAGACUGUGCAACUACCUCACCGAAGACAGAGAUGAGGACGCAGAAGAAGUUGCAGACAGGCUGAGGAAGCAAAGGCCCAAAGCAAGAACAAGACCCGGAGUGCCCGAACCGACAGAAGCAGAGAUUGAAGAGCAUAUGGCAACCCACAUGCCAAUGCAACCAUGGUGUGAUUUCUGUGCAGCAGCAAAGUCGAAACAGGACCAUACCCCACAAAGCAGUGAAGCAAAGUAUGAAGACCCAGGAAAGCCAGUGAUCCAGAUGGACUUCAUGUACAUGGGUCAGAACAGUGUGAGUCUGAUCAUUCUUGAUUCAUGGACUCGAUUUUCGUGGGCGAUUCCAGUGCCGGGGAAAGCACCGACGAAGAAGUUGGCCGAGAAAGUGGUGAAGUUUUCUUUCGAGAUGAACUACAUUUCCGAAGAAGUUCUGUUUGCGAUUGAUGUGGAGCCAGCGACAACAGCCUUACUGGAUUUGAUUGUAGCAAUACGACAAAAGUUAGGCUACAAGGCUGGAAAGUAUCCAAACAAGCCCUACCACAAAGGAAGAACAGCGAGAGUGGAACGCCACAUUCAGAACCUCAGGAGACAAAGCCUCACGAUGAUUGAAAUGGUCGAGGAUCGGAUUGGGGAAAAGAUUCCUGAAGAUCAUGCUUUACGAGCGUGGGCAAUUCACCACGCAGCAUGGUUGUUCAACAGGUACCACCUACACUCAGGGACGCAGAGUACAGCUUUCCAAUUGGUCUACGGGAGACCAUACCAAGGGCAGAUUUUACCCUUCGGAGAGUAUGUGUUUGGUCUGGCCAAGCCUGGAGGAGUGAAGAAUCGAUCCUUGUGGACAGGAGGAAUAUGGGUUGGAAAGGACGACCGGGACAUGGACGUGAUUACGUCAAAAGAUGGGAUCUUUACGUCAAGAUCUGUGCGGCGCACACAACCAGCGUGGCGCGCACGUGAGACCCUUCAACUUCAGGGUUCUCCUUGGACGAAGAAAGCCCCAAGGCUAGGGCACACCGCGCAUGCGGCACCGUUACCGAGAAUCGUGGAAGAACCAGGCAAAGAGAAAGAAGGAGGAGAAAAUGAGCCAGAGCCAGCAGGAGAUGAAGCAGGAUCUGAUGUGGAAAGUUCAAAGCAUGACACAAUCAGUGAUCUAUUGCUGAGCAGUGGUCAACCUACACCUCGAAGUUCAUCAACGGAUUCCAACCAAGGCGGGGGACAAAAGAGAGAAACUGAAGGAGAAGAAAGAGAGGAACCUGCGAAAGCUAGUAAAACAGCAGAUGCUGAGGAGCCACCAACGAAGCAACAAAAGACUGCGGAAAGUUCACCUACAAGUGCUGAUCCUGGAAGUCCGAAAGGAAGUCUAUUUCCACCGUUGUACGCCGGACAGGUAGAAGAACAGGAAGACGAAACAGGAUAUCAUGAAGAUGACCUUUGGGAAGAAAGAGUCUGGAAGGAAUGCGAAGAGGAAUAUGAAGCGGAUAGUGAAGGAGAAGAAGAAGAUGAGGAUCGACCACCGAAAGUCAGCGAAGAGGAACUUGAAAGAUUGGAUGCAGAGGCAGGAAAAGCUGAACUUGACAAACUCGCCAACAUGAAGGUUGUGAAGACGAUCAAGAAGGAAGAGUGUUCAGAGGAAGGUAAGUUUCUGACACUAAGGACAGUUUUCGAUUGGAGAAAGAGAGAUGGAGUUUGGAAGCGUAGAUGCAGAAUUGUGUGUCGGGAAUUCCGUGCGGGAGCCCAGAGCACGGAGGAGACUUUUAGUCCUACGUCAGGACACGCAGCAGUGCGAAUGAUGUUUCUUUUUCAUCUCAUCUACAAUUGGGAGCUUACAGUUCUUGACAUUCGUGACGCAUUCUUGCAAGUCACGCAGAAAGCUCUGAUGUAUGCUGAUAUCUCACCGUGGAUUCGAACACUACUUGGUUUGGAUGAAGACCACGUAUGGAAAGUGGAGAAGUGUCUGCCAGGGCAAAGAUCAGCGGCAGAACAAUGGUUUACCCAUUUGGUUGAGAUUUUGAAGCGUUUGGGAUUUGAGCAAUUUGUUGGGAUACCCCCAAUCUUGAAGCACCGAGUGAAGAAGAUUGCAGUGUCGAUUCAUGUCGACGACGAGCUAGUUGCAGGUGCAAAAGGCGAAGGAAAAUGGCUGAUAUGCGAGCUAGAGAAGUUUUUCAAGCUCACAGUUGAGGGACCGUUCCCAUCCCGCCGGGGAUCGGGAGAACAGCUUCAUUACCUGAAGAGGACCUAUGAGUUCCUUGAAGAAGGAAUUUUGGUGACAGUGUCGAAGAAGCACUACGAGAAGCUUAGAGGACUCUACAAGCUGGGGAACCGAAAGCCAAGACAAACCCCAGAGCACCAGCUGAUUGGAACAGUGGACAAUUCCAAAGAACUGGAGGAGAACGAGUGCAAGAAGUUUCGUUCAGCGUUGGGAACACUGUUGUACAUUUCCCAAGACCGAUGGGAUUUGCAGCAUGUGACGAAGUGUUUGGCAAGUAAGAUGUCGAAGCCAACGGAACAAGCGUUAACCUGUUUGAAACAAGCUUUGCUCUAUGUGCAAGGAACAGAGCAACUGGGAUUCCUACUGAAGUACACAAAGGUUGGAAACAAGAUGAUGGAUGCGAUCUAUCAAAGAGAAGAGCAAGAAGAAGAAGACGAAGAAAAGAAGGGAACACACAGUAUGGAAGUAUUCACGGAUGCAGAUUGGGCAUCAGACCGUGAAGCGAGAUGGUCUACAUCAUCAGUGAUUGUGUGUGUGAAUGCAGUGCCAGUACUUUCGUAUAGCAGGACCCAGAAAGCUACAGCUUUAAGUUCGGCAGAGUCCGAAGUGCUAGCAUGCUCAGGAGGAGCAUCAGAAGCGAUGUUACUGAAGAAGUUGUGGAUGUUUCUUGCAGGAAAGUUACUCGUGGAGAUCCGGAUGGAUUCAAGUGCGGGAAGACAAUGGAUGAUGCGAACAGGAGUCGGAGGACUCAAACAUAUCGAUCUGAGAGUAUUAUGGCUUCAGCGAGGGGUGAAGAACAACAGCUUCAAAGCAAAGCCAGAGUAUCUCGAAGGAGAUUUCUCAUGUACCAUAUUGGAGCCAUGGUGUGGAAUGGAGAAAGUCAUGAGCGUUAUGGGAAAGAAGAAGCAAUGGAACAUGUGGCAGGUGAAGUUUGCCGAAGCCAAGUUCGAGCACUACGUGCAACUUUGUUGA
Messenger RNA from Symbiodinium natans, 5241 nucleotides. Lineage: Eukaryota; Dinophyceae; Suessiales; Symbiodiniaceae. The record is from the annotation of a GenBank genome assembly.